UUUCAAAUUCCAAUGAUCAAGUCACCCUUGGACAAGAUCCAGUUGACUCCUGGACAGACAUUACCUCCUGGAUUCCCUGGACAAUUCAUUUUUGCUGAUAGUUUGUCCUCUGUGGAGACUCUGUUGACCAACAUUCAGGGCCUACUGAAAGUGGCUUUGGAUAAUGCUCACAUCCAGGAGAAGCAGAUUCAACAAGAAAAAAAGGAACUACGAAUGGAGCUCUAUAGAGAGAGAGAAAUUAGAGAAAACCUUGAAAGACAACUCGCAGUUGAACUUCAAAGCAGAACUACCAUGCAAAAGCGUCUGAAGAAGGAGAAAAAAGCCAAGAGAAAACUGCAGGAAGCCUUGGAAUUUGAAACAAAACGCAGGGAACAAGUGGAACAAGCACUUAAGCAAGCCACUACUAGUGAUGGUGACUUGAGGAGGUUGAAAGAUACUGGAAUUCCAGAUAUUGAAAUAGAAAAAAAUGGGACUUCUCAUGAUAGUACCUCUAUUCAAGCCUGAACACUGAUGACGGAACUCCAACUGAUCAUAAGCACGAAUAGAGUGCUGUAAAAGUUACCUGCUUGUCUAGUGCUGUAAUUCUUUAGAAUUAAUACUCAAAUUCUUAAAAUAUGGAACCUUCAAUUACUAUUUGUUCAUUACUGAUAAAUAGAACCUUGCACGUACAGGAAAAAUGUGCUAGAGAAUGGGCUUCACAAGUUUUUAAGGAAUAAUCAUAAUGAUGAUAGAACAUGAUACUUUACACUUCUAUAACCCCUUUCUUCCAUGGAGCUCAUAGUGCUUCAUAAACGUUAUCACAGUAAUCCACACAGCAUCCUAGUGGGGUAAGUAGGUGCUAGAAUUUUUAAGACAGAGAAAAUGCUAUUUCUAAAUGGUGUGACAGAAAUUUAAAUGUAGACCCACUUAAGCUGUCAUUACUAUGAAAUAGCUUUAUAUUUGCCUGACCUGGGAUUUAAUAGGAAGUGUGUGAGGAGAUAACGCACUUGUGCAAAUGACCAAUAUUUGUUAUCACUGCUUUGGGGCUCACUUUUCUUAAAAAAAAAGACAGAAACAAACAAAAAGCACGUUACCUGUAGUGUUCUCCAAGGGAAUAUAGACAGAUCUAGUUUGUAGAUUUUACCAUACCUAGUUCUUCCUUUGAUCUGUUAAUGUAAAGCAAAUCAUUAAAUCUCUACGAGCACAUUCAUUAUUUGUAAAGAAGGCAAUAAUAAAAAAUAUAGCCAAGCUACUAAAAAUACCCCUUUUAUUCUUUUCUACUCUCCUCCUAUCUCCAAUCCUGCUACCUCUUUAUUAAGUAAUCAACAACUAACCAGACUGAAAAAUGUAUAGACAUAAGAAAGGAAAAAGGCAGACAUGAUGGAUCGGUAACAUCAUUAUUUUCCGUUGUUCACCUCCUGAUCUAGAUAUGACCAGAUGCCUAAGAUGUUCCAGUAAUUAGAACCAAAUGGGUCAUUUGUCUGAAUUGUCCAGGAAAUUCCCUCAAAUAUUUUUAACCAUUUACUUAAUGGAGACAUGACUAAAGACCUGUCAUCAUUAUGGUGGCAAUACUUGUCAUCAUUACGUCCAUGCCUCUUAAGAAUCUAAUAAAGCAGUAUUCCAAUGUGUUAAGUGGCAUCUAGUGAUCAAAAAUUUUUAAUGUCUCAUCCUAUAAUGCCCUCCUUACACCAAACAAAAUCUAAUCUGUUAUGUUAUUUUUACAACUGCCUAGAAUUAAAUUCUGAUGUGACAAAAGCACCACUCUUAUGUAAAAGGCCAAUUCUGUUUUUAAUACAUUCUCCAAUAAUCAGUUCCCUGUGGAAGUACAUGCAAUUUCUGCUGUAAUGACCACCUACUCUACACAUUUUAAAAUGUUACAUUAAUUAAUAUUAAUGUGACAUUUUAGUCAUUCCAUACUCCGAAAAAAUUUCUUCUAAGACACAGGAAUUUGGCUUCUUGUGCUCUUGAUAGACUGUAGAAGGUCUACUUGUGUAGAGUAGGUGUGCUAUUUUAACCUAAUUCAGUGAAAUAAGAUCAGAAAUAAGUCAUGGACAGAGGCAAAUAAAAUUUUUAAAACUUGUUUUAAUAUCAAAUGUCUGAAUUGAAUAACAAAAAGGUAUGACUAAAAAUAUAACAUCCAGAAAUGUCUCAUUAUUUGAUAGUCAAACAGCAUAAAAACAAACUAGCGUCUUUUUACAAAUAGAUAUGUUUAAUUCAUUUUGAUUGAACUAUAAUAAAUCCUCAUAUGUUUUGUUCUAGUCCUUUCCCACAUAUUUGCCUUUUUUGUAACACCUGAUUUUAGCUUUUUCCUUUCAUAAGUUUAAGAUGUGUGACACAGAAGGCCAAUCUCACACUUUCUGAGUUUGUAACAACUUGGUGUGGCCUUUUAAACAUAACUGAUAAGCAGAAGCUCAUAUUCAGACUCUUGUGCCAUGGUGCAUGUCCAUGUCAGGCAGUGCUGUACUAAGGGAAGGACUAUAUGGGCCAAUUUUUUAAUGGUCACAUUUGUGUAUAUCACAUUCACCCUUUUACUUAUCUGGUAAAUCUUAAUGGAAUAAACUGUGUCAGCUCUUCCCAAAUGUCAUUGUGUAUCACUCCUUAUAAAUUUCCAAUCUCCAUAACAUUCCUCUAGAGAGGUUUUGUUGGUUGCUUUUCCUGAUCUUUAAUCUUAUUUAUAUCUAGGGUGCAUAUUAUAGCAUUUCUUUUGGAAGCCAAGUACAAAUCCUGUUAAAAACAUGAGACAUUUAAUUACUAAUUAGCUGUUUCCUGUUCCUAAUGAAGUGAGCAUGCUGGGUUUGGAUUGAAAUUCAGCUUUUGCUCUCCUCUAUUUAUGGUUCCAGAUGUUUUCUUUUAUCUAGGAGUUUACUUUGACAGCUACUACUAAAUGAUAAAUCACUCAUUAUAGCUAAAAUGUAUUUUGAAAUUGAAAUGUGGCAAACUUUGAGAUUGUUCCAAGGAUCAGUGUCAGUUAGCAGGUCAAUGUUGGCUUUUUCCUGAUG
Molecule: messenger RNA, 2978 nt
Organism: Herpailurus yagouaroundi (jaguarundi)
Lineage: Eukaryota; Metazoa; Chordata; Mammalia; Carnivora; Felidae
Product: dachshund homolog 2-like
Exons: 5
Coding region: 13-504 (163 amino acids)
Biological process (GO): regulation of transcription by RNA polymerase II
Cellular component (GO): nucleus; transcription regulator complex
Molecular function (GO): RNA polymerase II cis-regulatory region sequence-specific DNA binding; DNA-binding transcription factor activity, RNA polymerase II-specific
Source: RefSeq, a predicted model, not a curated record